UUCCCUACGAGCACGAGGGGUGAUAUAGCGUGGUCAUUUUCCUCUUAUUCCCUCUACUGUCGGUCUUUUGUCUCCUUUGUUGUUGCGGCUUUCAAUCAAUCAACCACUCGUCUUCGUUUUCAUUUGUAAAUACCACAUAUUCUAUAUUCUAUUUAGUCUUGGGUAUACCGCUAAAAAUUAUUAAAGUAUAAAACUAAACGCAUCCAUAAGUUUCCUAAGAGAGAGAAGAAAAGAAUUAAGAGCUACGUUGAAAAUAUAAAGUAAAUGAAUCAGUGAGGAUCGAAUCGUUUAGCUUCGGACACACACUCGAGCAAUUCAUCCCUGAAAAAGGCACCGCGUCGCCGCUCCCUUUCUCUUUCCGUCAGCCACAGGGAUGGGCAAGUCGAACAACGAGAACUGUCUGAAGAAGGCAAGCAACGCAAUCUCCAAUGGACUACAAACGGUGUUCUUCAGGUACGGCCGCAGCAUCGCCACCUACCCUUGGAUAUACAUUGUCGUCUGCGUGGUGGCGACGGCUGCCUGCUGUGUUGGCCUCAUGAACUUCUACUCAGAGACACGUGCAGAGAAGCUUUGGAUCCCGCAGGACUCAGACUAUGUAAAGACCCUCAAGUGGCAGAGUGAGAACUUCCCUAAUAACCAGCGGGCUGAGUUGAUCCUUUACGAGGCCGACAACGUGCUGAAGGCGGAGUACAUACAGGAGAUGUACCGAAUAAGGAAGGAGUUGCGGGAGGUCGUCGUGACGGAUAAGUACGGGAGGAGUCUGUCACAGGAGGACCUUUGUUACAAAGUUCCAGUGUUAGCCACAUAUGAGUUCCAGGAGGCAGUGGGGCAGGACUUCGAAGGGGACAUGGACUCGCUUCCCGAGGUGCAGGCGGCGCCCGAGAUGGGCUGCUACGAGCUGAACCUCCUGGACGUAUGGCAGGACAACGAGACCAUCAUCCUGGACCUGACCGACGAGGACGUGGUCAGGGACGUGAACGCCGCCAACACCAGUGCCACUUUGGGCUUCCCGAUGGACUUUAUCGGCCUCCUGGGCGGCGUGCAGAUGAACGAUAAGGGUCUGGUGGUGGAGGCUCGCAGCGCCCUCACCACGAUACUGAUGGAGGUGAACCGCACUGAGGUGGACAUGGGAGACGUGGGCACCGGCGAGGGUCUCUCUGAAGAUGUGGACUUGGAGCUGUAUGAGUGGGAGGCGCAAUUCAUCCGAGUAGUGGGCAACGACACUGAACGACCCGAAGGUUUGAACGUGUAUCUCCAGUCAGCGCGGAGUUACGGGGAGAUCAGCGGGGACACCAUAGUGGGAGACGUGUUUUAUUUGGCGGUGGGCAUGCUGCUACUCUUUGUCUACGUCCAAGUGAUGCUGGGGAAGUUCAACCUGGUGGAGACUCGGCCCGUGUUGUCUCUGCUGGGCCUGGUGUCCGUAGGCAUGGCUGUGGGCGUGUCCUUCGGCCUCUGCUCAGCCUUCAAUGUUCCUUACGGUCCCGUGCAUUCCGUUCUGCCCCUGCUGAUGCUCGGCCUGGGCGUGGACGAUAUGUUUGUCAUCGUGCAGUGCUGGAAUAACCUCAACGUCGCUGAGCGACGGAAGGAGAUGAAAGAAAGAGUCGGCCUGGCACUGCGUCAUGCUGGUGUCGCCAUCACCAUUACCUCUCUCACUGACUUUGUGGCUUUUGCUAUCGGUGCCAGCACUGUGCUACCAGCCCUCCAGUCAUUCUGCAUCUACUGUGCUGUUGGCAUCAUAGCACUGUACGUGUUCCAAGCCACCUUCUUUGUGGCAUGGUUCACCCUUGAUCAAACUAGGAUGGAAAAGCAUCGCAAUGGACUACUCUGGUGCUACACACACAAGCACUGGACGCCAAAUGCCUGCUCCCAAAAGGAUCUAUGUCAAAUGUUCUUCUCAGAGAUCUACUCUAAAUAUCUCCUAAUGAAACCAGUCAAGGUGUUGGUGUUGGCUGUGACGGCAGCAGUGUUGGGAACCUGUAUAUGGGGAGUGACCAACCUCAGGCAGGAGUUCAAUCCUGUGUGGUUCAUCCCCGAGUCAUCCUACCUGUACCAGUUCAUCUCCAAGGUCCAAUACUACUACCCAGAAUCAGGUGAGAAGGGCCUGGUGUACCUUGGUAACCUUGAUUAUGCUGCAGAACUCCCCAGCAUCAGUCUUCUUGAAGACAAGAUGAGGAAAAGCCAGUACAUCUCUUCUGUGGAUUCGUGGUAUGACGGUCUGGUCAGCUACACCCUAGACACUACUGGAGAAAAUAUUACAGGAAUGGCUGUGAAUGCCUCCUUCUUUGAAGAGAUGCUGACAGGCUUCCUCUUCUCUGGAGAAGGUGGUCGCUUUCAGCAAUACUUCAAGUUUGAGAAUGACAGCAUCUUCCCAGAAGCUAUUGUGCUGGCCAGCAAGUUUGGUUAUCAGCACAUUAUCUUGAACACUUCCAGUCAACGCAUUACAGCCAUGGACCAAAUGAAGAGCUUUGUGGACUCUGCUAAUUUUUCUGGCUUUGCUGCCUCAAUUGCUGCAGAAUAUAGCAACUGGGAAACAGACAAGAUCAUUGCAGAAGAGCUUAUUCGCAACCUGGCGUUGGCUAUGGCAGCUGUAUUUGUGAUGACGCUGCUGCUCCUGGCAAGCUUCAUCAGCUCCAUCUAUGUUCUACUGUGUGUGGUGCUCACAUUGGUUGAUGUCAUGGCUUUGAUGACCUGGUGGGGCCUCACUAUUGAUACAGUGUCCUGCAUCAACUUGGUCCUCUGCAUUGGUUUGUGUGUUGACUAUUCUGUCCACAUCGCUCUUCACUUCCUGCAGAUUAAGGGAAGCCGUGAUGAGAGAGUGAGGGUGACGGUGAAGGAAAUGGGCCCUCCAGUGCUGAAUGGUGCCUUCUCCACCUUCCUCACUUUCAUCCUCCUGGCAGGUUCUGAGUCUCAUGUCUUUGAGUCAUUCUUCAAGAUAUUCUUUGGAGUGUUCAUGUUUGGUGUGUUCCACGGGUUGGUGUUCCUGCCGGUGCUGCUGAGUCUGAUUGGUCCUGCGCCUUACAACACAAGCUCAGUUGCUGCAAUGGGUAGUGAAAACAUUUCCAGUGAGAAGGAGCUGGUGAUCAAUGGCCAUUCAUACACCCAGCACAUGUGAGAGUGAGAGGAAGAUGGUUGCAGAAAGAUCAACAAAAUCUCAACAGAGAACAAUUUGUAGCAAUAGAUAGGUAUUUAGCAUAGAGUUUGUAGCAGUAGGUAGCCAUUUUGCAUUUAUUUAUAUAGUAAAUUUUUUUUCACUAACUUAUUACAUGUUGGUUGGGAACUAGGCACUAUGUAUAUAAUUGUCUAUCUAAGGAGAAUGGGAUAAAUUCUAAAAGUAGAUAGCUUGAAGGAUUAUAUUUAUGCUAAGAUUUAAGUAUGUGAGAAAGACCGGUGUAGAAUGACUGACAAAUUGAGCAUGGAUGCUUGUGGUGUGAAAUUGAUAGAAGUGUAAGAUUUUAGUACAAUAAAUGCAGUAAAUACAAUGGAACAGUAGGAUAGUACUAGAGCACAUGUUGAGAUAAAACGAGGUGGUCAUUAUUAGAUACAGAGUAAUUACAAUGAAUGGAGACCUGUGGCCAUCCUUUCUUGGAAGAAGCUCCUAGAAACUGGCUUCAGUCAUAGGAAGAUUAAAAUAGAGGUUGGGACAACUUAUUUGAACAUUGCACUGUCCUCUGUUUUCCAGAUUCAUGACCUUAAUGGCCAGGAAUCCAAGUAUUAUAUCCGUAGCAACACAUUCUGGUAAGUGCAAGUCCCCUGGAUUUAUAAGAAAGUGGUGACCAGUCAUUCCUGUACUGCCUGUUCGUCAUCUCUCCUUGAUGCCAUUUUCUCAUAGGUGUGCUUCAGACACCAUAGCAAGCAAUGAACUUAAACUAUAUAUAAUACAGGACACCUCAGCACUGCUCUUAUUCUCUCUCUGUUUCUACCUAACAAGUCUUAGAGCAUUGAACACAUUUAUUUAAGAGUGAAUGAAUUGAUUAUUUUUGUAAAAUAAUGUUCCUAUAAAUGUUUUCUUCUAGUCAUUAUUUUGCUACUAGUGACUGGUGAGUGGUGUUCUGAAGACUCCUAUGUUACUAACUCCCACCUCCCAACAUACCAUCUAUUGAACCCCCACCUACCUACAACUGCCUUCCAUUUAUUUUCCUUCCUGCAUCCAUCGUUGAUAACAAAAUCAAUGAUUAUAAUGUUACUGCAAGUCAAGAGCCUUUAUAUUAUUUAAUUAGUAAUAUUACUAUAUCAUAUUUAUUUUCUGUUUGUAGUUCCAUUGGUUUAUCAUUAUAAUAAUUUGUGCAGCAGUGGAUGGCUGGAGGGAAAUAAAUGGCAGCUGUUGGUGGGUAUGAAAUGGAUGGGAAUAGUCACACAGGAGCUCUCAUAACUAUACUUCAGUCCUCUGUAGUGAAAUGAUAAUUUUGAGAAAAACGGCAAGAGCUGACAGUCAAAAGUUUUAGUUUUUUUUUUACCUUUAAUCUCUCACUGUUAACUCGUUUCAUGGUGUCUGCCAUGCUCUCUCCAUGAUAGAAAGCAAUAAAGAGAGAGAGAGUGAGAGUGAGUGUUUGAGUGUGUGUGUGUGUUUAGCCACCCCUUAUUCACUUACAGAUUACAUGGGAUUCUUGUUUUCUGGAGUGUAUUACUACUGCAAAAAGUACAUUCCUUGUUGAUGUGGUAGAUGAAAGAUGCUGGAGUAAAUAAGAUGCUAUCAAAAGAUACAGGACAUAACUGUUUCAAGUUUCAUUGCUAUCUCCUUCAAGGUAGAGAGAGGAUUGACCACUACCGGCACUUCUGCCAUGCUUGGUGUGUUGGCUGCAAGUCCUUCCUCGAAGUACCUAUGUGAUUUGUACUGUAUUGCUGUGAAGUGUCAAAUCAGAUUCCCUUCACUUUAGACUUCAUUUUUGGAAAGGAAUAAGUCACAGGGAGCUAACAUUGCAAAUAAUUGGGAUGGGAAGCAAUGAAUGAUGUUGCUGUGUAAGCAAUCAUGGUAUGAUUUCAUGCCAUUGCACUAGUGAACUUUUUGGCAGUGAAUAUUUUCCCUGGAACACUUGAAAUUUUCGUCACCCAGUUGCUGCUACACCAUGGUUCAGCUUGUUCACACUGUGAUUGUUAUAAGGUGUCCAAGAGAUGGCCAUUCAAUUAUCCAUUUUGACACAUGCCCACAUAUCUAAGCUUCCCAUCCUCCUUCCUGGAUUUGAUUUCUUAUGACUUUGCUUUCCUAAAAUGAAUUGAAGAUGAAGGGAUGCUGUUUUG
This is a messenger RNA of Portunus trituberculatus (swimming crab), 5235 nucleotides long. Its product is annotated as protein patched homolog 2-like. Gene Ontology annotation, cellular component: membrane. NCBI's taxonomy places the organism in Eukaryota, Metazoa, Arthropoda, Malacostraca, Decapoda, Portunidae. The record is from RefSeq and is a predicted model, not a curated record. The transcript is spliced from 21 exons. The coding region runs from base 374 to 3112 and encodes 912 amino acids.